AUGAAGUUUGGAAGGUUUAGGCAUAACACCCGAGCCGAAAGGGUCGUUCCAAGAAUCGCUAACGUCAAAAGCGAGUCCUUUCAAUACGCCAACCUGAAAUCUCACUCCAGUGAAAUAGGCCUACUGUUUCUAUUGAACGACAACGGGUUUGAAUCCCCUGAAUUCUUCUUCGUGUUUAGUUAUCCGAUAUGUCAAGAGUUGAAGUCGUGGAGAGAAGAUCCGAAUGCCGCCAACGAAGAUGGCAUAUUCAAUCUUUUCAAAGACGACAGUGACCGGAUCGUAAUUGCAAAGUUUUUGGCGGCUCUCGGCGCUUGCGGCUUACGCAGAAAUGAUCCACGCCUGGAACGGAUGCUGGAAAAUUUUCGGAAAAUUCAGCAUCAAAAAUUGCUGAAUGGCGACAAGGACGCUUACACUUUAGUCCUUACAAAGGAGAACCUUCGAGCGUAA
Molecule: messenger RNA, 447 nt
Organism: Soboliphyme baturini
Lineage: Eukaryota; Metazoa; Nematoda; Enoplea; Dioctophymatida; Soboliphymatidae
Source: the annotation of a GenBank genome assembly